Messenger RNA from Drosophila serrata, 1288 nucleotides. RefSeq names its product abnormal chemosensory protein 6 (gene acj6). NCBI's taxonomy places the organism in Eukaryota, Metazoa, Arthropoda, Insecta, Diptera, Drosophilidae. The record is from RefSeq and is a predicted model, not a curated record. Gene Ontology annotation, molecular function: RNA polymerase II cis-regulatory region sequence-specific DNA binding; DNA-binding transcription factor activity, RNA polymerase II-specific. Gene Ontology annotation, biological process: regulation of transcription by RNA polymerase II.
ACACGCGCUAAGCCUGUCCCAGUAAGUGCUUCAAAAUUUACUCGCCAACCACUUUCGACGCCUCCAGGGCGUUCAAGCUGGAGGAGGAUUUCGUCGGCGGCUGCAUGACAAUGUCGAUGUACUCGACGACGGAUAAAAUGAAAAUGUCAGCGCCCAGUUGUUUUCCAGGACGCUACAGUCCCUCCUAUCGAAGUUCGGAGCAAAUGCGGCGCUGCAUGCCAAAUCCAUCUAGUCGAUUGUUAGAAGAUGCUUCCCUAUUAUGCAAUUCGUGGUCAGCACGUCAGAAUGGUGAUAUCUUCGCGGGCAUCAACGACGGCAUCCUGAGCCGAGCGGAGGCCCUGGCCGCCGUCGACAUCCAGAAGCAUCAAGCCCAGCAUGUACAUAGCCAAAUGCCCUCCCAAAUCAAGCAUGAUGUCAUGUACCACCACCACACAAUGAGCGGGCCCCCGCAACGUCCACUGCAGAUGCACCAUUCAAUGGACCAGCUGGACAUGCUGGAUCCAACGGGCUCGAUGACCACAUUGGCGCCCAUUUCGGAGUCACCACUAACGCCCACACAUCAGCACCUGCACGGUUCCUAUCACAGCAUGAAUCACAUGAUGAGCCACCACCAUCCGGGCACGUUAAGUGGCCACACGGGGGGUCACCAUGGACACUCAGCGGUACAUCAUCCUGUCAUCACGGCGGCAGUGGCGGCCGCUGGCCUGCAUCCCGACACCGACACCGAUCCCCGAGAGCUCGAAGCGUUUGCGGAGCGCUUCAAGCAGCGGCGCAUCAAGCUGGGUGUGACGCAGGCCGACGUGGGCAAGGCCCUGGCCAAUCUCAAGUUACCUGGCGUCGGCGCACUGUCGCAGAGCACGAUCUGUCGGUUCGAGAGCCUGACGCUGUCGCACAACAACAUGAUCGCCUUGAAGCCCAUCCUGCAAGCGUGGCUCGAGGAGGCCGAGGCGCAGGCGAAAAACAAGAGGCGCGACCCGGACGCGCCCAGCGUGCUGCCGGCGGGCGAGAAGAAAAGGACUUCCAUUGCGGCACCUGAAAAGCGUUCCCUGGAAGCUUACUUCGCCGUCCAGCCGAGGCCGUCCGGUGAGAAAAUCGCAGCCAUUGCCGAAAAGCUGGAUUUGAAGAAAAACGUGGUGCGCGUCUGGUUCUGCAAUCAACGUCAAAAACAAUUAGGUAUAGUUAGUAGUGUAACACCAACAAUGACUGGCCACGGUUCGGCGGGAUUCGGAUACUGAUAGUCGUUUAUGACGGCAGCGGCGGCGGUUAACACGGCGGCGGCAUCAGCAGC